This is a messenger RNA of Penaeus monodon (black tiger shrimp), 7820 nucleotides long. Its product is annotated as transcriptional regulator ATRX-like. The record is from RefSeq and is a predicted model, not a curated record. The transcript has 35 exons. Gene Ontology annotation, cellular component: nucleus. The coding region runs from base 183 to 7718 and encodes 2511 amino acids. Gene Ontology annotation, molecular function: ATP-dependent chromatin remodeler activity; ATP binding; ATP hydrolysis activity. Lineage: Eukaryota; Metazoa; Arthropoda; Malacostraca; Decapoda; Penaeidae.
AUUCAACGAAGUGAUAACUGUGCGAAAAUGCAGAGUAGACUGACUUUGAUCCUCCUUGGCGCUCAUCCCCGCCAUGUCGCUGCCACAGUGUAAACAACCCUAGGCAGCCCCUCUCGGAAUGAUGAACUGGUGCCUUUGCUAGUUGCUACUCAGUUCUCUUGACCUUUAUACAACUGGACAUCAUGGAGUCUUUUGUGAGAAUGGAGCAUGACCCAGAUGGGAAUUCCCAGCAGGUGGCGGUCAUCAUGACAGGCCAGGUGUACAGGGAGGCUGGCUUAAAGCACAGUGAGCAUCCCAAAGUGGAAGGGAUGCUUUAUGAUAAACUAUGUCAGAUUGGAAAGCACAAGCUCAGGGAUGAUGUUCGUAAGAUGGCCUUGAAUAUUGCAUUGAUGGUCUCUGACAAGGAAUUCAAGCCAACAGUUGCAUGGCUUGAUAACUUCAUGCGACGUUUCUGCUUGUCAAGAAAAAAAAUGGGAUUUCAUAGCUCAGCAAUGUUGAAAAGAAAAGAUAAUGUCCAGCCUCAGACUCAGACUCCUGCCAGUGGAAGUGGCUUGACUCAAGAAGAUGUUUUUAGUGUUUUGGGGAUAAAUAUGGAUGGGAAUGGGCUCCCUGAAGAGGAGGGCAAAGUGGCAUCCAGUGAGAAGAUCUUAGAAGAUGUAAUUGCUGAGACAGAGAAUGGAGUCAAUGGAAACCAAGGCAUAGAAACUGAUAGCCAGACAAGUCUCUUGGAUACAGUUGAUAAAAAUUGCUCCAUAGAAGACCUCUUUGCAUCAGAUUCAGAAAAUGUAGAGAGCAAAACCACAUCAUUAGACCAGAAUGUUACUCCUGGUCCAAAGAAGGAGCAAGUUGUAUGUGAAGAAAUAGAACAACUUAAUAAGUUAGAAAACCUUACAAAUCAGAUGGUCCAAAGUCAAGAUUCUGAUGAUGAUAUUAUAAUAGAAAAAAGUGUAUUGAAAACAGAUACACUUCCAAAAGAAUCCAAGAUGGAUAUAGAAAAAGAAACCAUUAAAAAGGAGCAGGAUUCUUCAAAUGAUGAAAAAAACAAUGACAAUGAUUCAUCAAAAGGAAGUGAUAGUGCAUGCACAGUUAACAGUGACCAUGACACAUCUAAAUGCAUGAUGAAAACCUCCCCUUUUGUGGUGGAAUUUAUAGAUAAAGACAACACAAGAGAUAAAAAAUCAGCAGAUGGAAAAAGGAAGAACAGUGGUUCAUCAGAUGGUGACUCUCAGCAGGAAGACCAGGCUGAUGCUGGAGGGAAGAAGUCCAGGCAAGUGGAGGAUGAGAUGACAAUCAGAUACACCAAAGAAGAGGAUGAAUAUUACCGAAAGAACAUAAAUGAUCUUCAAAAGAAGCUUCGUGAUUCAGUGAUGAGAUGCACUGCCUGCAAUGAACAAAUCAAUCAUCAAAUUCGAUCCUUGGUCUAUACCCACCCAGUACUAGGAGUUCUUUCAUGCAAGAGAUGUAGGAAAUAUUAUGGGAAAGGUAGAUUUUGCAAAGAUGAAGAAGGUUAUGAUGAGUACUGCAGAUUGUGUGCAGAAGGAGGUGAUUUACUGUGCUGUGAGCAGGAGGGUUGUUUCAAUGGAUUUUGUAAGCGCUGUAUAAAGCGAACCAUGGGUCGGUCUGAGCUGAAGAAUGCAGAAACAGCAGAGAACUGGGCGUGCUACGUUUGUGAUAAGACCUCGAUGACAGAACUCCGAGCACUGCACAGAGCUAUUCUGAGUAACUUAGAGGAAUCAGAAGUGCAAGAUGAUAAUCUGUCAAGGAAAGAAUUGAGUAAAAAGAACUUACUUUCAAAGUUUGAGCUUCUGAAAAAGAAUAGGAAGGAAAGAGCCACAAAGAAUUCGCCCAAGAAAGUUGAAAAGGAAACGGAGAAGGACAAAUCUGUUGAUAGCAGAGGAAAGCACCGCCACGCCUGGCUAAACGAAAGCAUUGAAACCAUGGUUGAUAUGCUUUCAUUAUGUUUAAAGAAUGUUGAAAAAAUAAACAGCACUUGGAAGAGUUCCCAAUACUCAGCAGAGGGAACUGAAAAGGCAGGUAAAAGAAUUUUAAAGCAACUCACAGGGAUGAUUACCAAUUUUGAAAUCCUUGAAAAAAAUGUUUCAGUUGAUGUAAAAAAGCUCGUUUCAGAAGAAAAGGUAGAAAAUGUUGAUUCUAUAAUUGAGAACAAAAACAGAAAGACCAAAAAGGAAGUUGAGGAAAGUAACACAUCUUCACCCAAAAAGAAAAGCAGCUUGAAAGAAAUCAACAUGGAAGCUGAAGAACAGGUUACACCCAAAAGAAAGAGGAAUAAGUCAAAGAUUGAUGAUGAAGAUAUCAAGACAGAUGCAGAGGAAGGAAGUAGAACCAGCAGUAGAAAGACUGCAAGCCAAGAUUCUUCAAAGGCAUCAAGCAAAGAGGAAAUGGAAGUAGAUGAUGCAAGCCAGGAUUCAAGCAAGGCCAAUUUUAGAUCAGAGGAUGAAUGUUCAGCGGAUAUAGAUGACCCUGUAGAACAGGAUGAAAUGAGGAGUAAUGUCAGUGAUGCUGCAAUAGAGGAAAGUGGCAACAAAGGUGUCUCAGAAACUAACGAUGAGACCGAGAUAGAAAAGGCAUUAGCCAAGACAAAAUCAGCAUCUGAUGGUGAAGCUGAUGAGGCAGAGAAAGAUUCAAGUAUUCUUUCCUCUGCUACAGUUGAAUAUGUUGGAAAAGAAAUUACUGAAAAAUGUAAAAGAAGUGCAAAGGCAAGUUUGUCAAAGAAAAAGGAUGGUGAAGAAAGUGCUGAUACAUCAGAAGAACAAAAGACCCCUCUAUCAAAUGCAAGGAAGACCAGGAGAAGCAGAAGUACAGAGGAACUAGAUGAGGUGAAUGUAAAGAAGGAACUUGACUCAGACAUUGAAAAAGAAGUGAAAAGUAAAAGAGGAAGGAAGGCCAAAGAUCAGAAAAAGGAAGAGAAAGAAGAAGAGGCAGAUGAGAAAGGCUCAUUCAGAAAGGAUGAAUCUGUAGAAGAAAAGAAAGUAAUUAAGAAAGAGAAGGAGGAGGAAGACAGUGAAGAUUCUAAUGCUGAGGCAGAUAACAAAGAAAAUAAAUCAAAAGGAAGAAAACAAAAAGUUCAGAAGGAGGAGAAGCAGAAAAAAGAGAAAAAGAAAUUGAUUAGUGAUGAGGAAGAGGAAAAUGGCUCUGAGAAAAUACCAAAAGGUAAGAAACAGAAAAGAGGAAGAAAACCCAAAGACGACGAGAGUGACGAGGAAACUGAAAAGAAGAGUAAAGCAAAGGGAAGAGGAAACAGAGAGUCAGAAGACGGAGAUUCAAAGGAAAAGAAGAAGACUCAAAGAAGAAGAACAAAGAAGAGACGGCAGGAAGACAACGAUGAAGAUGAUAUGUUGGGAAUUGGAGAUGUGUCAUCCAAUGAUGAAUCAUCAGAAGAGGAAGACACAGAUACAGAGAUGAGGAGGCGGAGAGAAGAGUAUGAAGAUCAUAGUGUGAAGAAAAAGAAGAAAAAGAUGAUGAAGAAGGAUACCAAGAAGGGGAAGGGCUCUGAAGAAGGAACAGACAGUAAUGAUGAGAAGAAACCCAGGAAAAGCCCAGUGAAAAGCAAGGGAAAGAAGAAACAGGAAGAGGUGAAUGGAAAGGAAAGUUCAGAUGAAGAGGAAGCUAAUGAUAAAGAAGCAGCUGAGAGUAAAAAAGGUGGAAACAGUCCUAAGAAGUCUGAUGAACAUGAAAAGAAGAAGAAGAAGAAGGAGAACAAUGAGGCUUUCUCAGAGUUGCUAGCAAGUGAAUCUGAAAAUGAUAAAGACAACUCAGGUGAUGAGGAGGAAACCAGAGCAAAUGACGAACCCAUGGAAUGCAGCCGAGGAGAAAGUUCUGAAGAGGGUACCCCAGAAAAAAGGAAACGACAAGCUGGUAAGAGCAAGGGUGAAAUUAGUGGUGAGAACAUGAGCACCAAGAAAGGAGAAAAACAGAAAAAUAUGAAAAGAAGCAGUACACCUAAUAAGGAUGACAACCAGAUGGCCAUGGCUUCUCUCCUGGAAAGUGAGAGUGAUUAUGAGCUAGAGGACAAACCCAAGCCCAAGUGUAAGAAAAAGAACUUCCUCAAGAAAUAUGCUGAGAAGAUGGAGAAAGUGAAGCACCUAACAGAAGAAGAGAAGGAAGAACUAAAGGAGAAGCAGCUGGAGAGUAAGUGCCAGACCAAAGUACAGACGAUCAGCACAGAAGUCAAGAGCAAAUUGGAGAAAGAUGAAUUCAUUGACGUCAAAGAAUUCCCCGAGUUCAGGCGAAAGAAGGAGACAGAGCGCCAGAAACAAGCAAAACAUUAUGAUGGUGAAGCUGAUGAAGAAGAUUCAGAUGAGGAAUUUGAAAAGCUCAUGAAAAUUACUUGCUCAACUGUACGAUUAGCUAAGGGAGAAGGGAAAGUACAAGAAGUUUACAAGAAAGGUUACAUGAACUUAAACAUCUCCUCUGAUGAUGGAGAAGUUGGCGAACAAGAUGAUGAACAUCUACCAGAGAGUGAGGAGGAGGAGGAGGAGGAAGAAGAAGAAGAAGAAGAAGAUGAGGAAGACGAUAGUGACUUUGAAGAAUCGCCAAGGAAGAGAAGAACAUUCCAGAUAUCCUCAUCAGAAAGCGAUGAUGACAAGAAGAAGAAGAGAAAGAAGAAGGAAACUUCAUCAGAAAAUGAAAGUGAGGACCUUGAAGAAGCACCAAAACCAAAGAGAAAAAGGAUAAGAAAAAUGUCAUCAUCAUCUGAUGAAGGAGAUGGUGAUGAUGAAAAUAAGGAGGAUUCACCUAGUAAACACCGCAAAAUCCGCCGCGUAAUAAGGGAUGAGGACCUAAUGGAGACCACUAAGAAUGCCACACAAGAGGAAGAGGAACGAAGAAAGCGUAUUACAGAAAGACAGAAAAAGUACAAUCAAAUAUUUGAGAUCGAUGUUGAAUCAGAUCAAAAGGACCUAGGGAAAUUGGUUCUUGAUUUUGACCCUGACACCAAGAAGGAACUUGUUUCUGUAGAUGAAAAGUUGGUCAAGUUCUUAAAACCUCAUCAGUUCAAAGGUAUUAAAUUUAUGUGGGAUGCAACCUGUGAGAGCAUAGAAAUGCUAAGUAGUAAACGAGGCAGUGGCUGUAUCCUUGCGCAUUGCAUGGGUCUUGGAAAAACUUUGCAGGUGAUCACAUUCACACACACGUUGUUGUCCAGCAAGAAAGUUAACCGUCACAUACAGCGAGUAAUGGUCUGCUGCCCUGUGAACACAGUCUACAAUUGGGUUAAUGAGUACAAAAACUGGCUCAGAGGAAAACUGUUGCACUUCGAAGUAUCGGAACUUGUAUCAGCAAAGGAUCUGUGGAGUCGUGCUUACAGACUGGAUGACUGGUGGAAGGAAGGUGGAGUGUGUAUCAUGGGUUAUGACAUGUUCCGAAACCUUUCCAACAGCAAAAGCAAGAGGUACAAGGGCAAGAUGAAAGAAAUCUUUCAACAAACUUUGGUAGAUCCAGGACCUGACUUGAUAGUGUGUGAUGAAGGCCACAUAUUGAAGAAUGAAAAGACAGCUUUGUCAGUCGCAAUCAAUAAAAUUAGAAGUCAUCGGCGUAUUAUUUUAACGGGAACACCUCUCCAGAACAACCUUAAAGAAUAUCAUUGCAUGAUACAGUUUGUGAAGCCAAACCUAUUAGGAACUAAAAAGGAAUUCAUGAAUAGGUUUGUGAAUCCUAUUGAACAAGGGCAGUGUGCUGAUGCCAUGCCCAGAGAUGUAAGGAGGAUGAAGAGAAGAGCUCACAUUCUGCAUAACAUGUUGGAGGGAUGUGUACAGCGGUUUGACUACACAGUUCUUAAACCUUUCCUGCCUCCAAAGUUUGAGUAUGUUAUAUCAAUACAACUGUCAGACUUACAACAGAAACUCUAUCAGUAUUACUUGGACAAUCUUGCCCAAGGUGGACCCAAGAGACAAGGAUCAGGGCUCUUUGUGGACUUUGGUGCUCUGUCAAGAGUUUGGACUCACCCCAAAGUCCUUGAGUUGGCUGUGAGAAGAGCAAUUUUCCAGGAAGAUGAUGAUGAGUUGGCUGACUUCAUCUGUGAUGAUACAACUGAAGAAGAAUCCUCUGAAGAUGAAAGGGCCAAAAAGAAAAAGAAGAAGAAGAAGAAAAAGAAUGAGGAAGAUGAAGAAUCUGUUGAAGAGGAAGAGGUUAACAAAGAUGAGAUUGAAAAGCCUGGCCCCAUCCCAGGCUUGACAGAGAGUGGGAAGGUCCGUGUAGACUGGUGGAAGAAAUUAGUUGAAGAAUAUAAUGAGGAUUCUAAGGAUGAUGACUUUCUGGAUUCCCUAGAGCAUGGAGGGAAAUUGAUCCUUCUCCUAGAUAUUUUGCGUGAAUGUUGUUCCAUUGGUGACAAAGUGCUUGUGUUCAGCCAGUCCCUAUUGGCCUUAGACAUGAUGGAGGACUUCUUAGAACUGAUUGACAGAGGAGAGUUGGAGAUGCCCUCAACAGAAGACCCCCUACCUUUACCCUUCAAGCAGUGGAAGAGAGACAGGGAUUACCUUCGUCUAGAUGGCUCAACAAGUCCUGAUGCCAGGAAGAACCUCUGUAAAGCAUUUAAUAGUACAUCAAAUGAAAGGUGUCGUUUGUUCCUCAUUUCAACUCGUGCAGGAGGCCUGGGCAUUAACCUGGUAGCUGCAAACAGAGUUGUAAUAUUUGACUCUUCUUGGAAUCCUUCACAUGACACUCAAUCCAUCUUCAGAGUGUAUCGUUUUGGACAGAAAAAACCAUGCUACAUCUAUCGCUUCGUUGCACAGGGAACAAUGGAAGAGAAAAUCUAUUCUCGUCAAGUAACAAAAAUGUCAACAGCAUUGAGAGUGGUAGAUGAACACCAGAUCAAAAGGUACUUCAAAAUGGAAGAACUAGCACAGCUGUAUGAGUUUACUCCAGCAGAUAAGAAUGUUAGAGAAACCCCAAUUGUGCCAGAGGAUCGAUUGUUGGCUGAGUUACUAAAGCGACAGAAAGAUUGGAUUGUCAAUUACCAUGAGCAUGAUUCCCUCCUUGAAAACCAAACGAGUGAAGAGCUGACUGAAGAGGAACGCAAGGCAGCUUGGGAGGAUUAUGAAAAUGAAAAGAAGGGAUUCAUGUAUUAUCAGCAACAACGGAACAGUGUUAUGCCUGUGGUUGGUCCUGCCACCAUGGUUGCAUCAUCAGCUGCUCCGUCAUUGUCACUUUCAUCCUUCAGCUUCGAAGGGGUGGUUAAUACAAUCAAGGCACAGAAUCCUAACCUAACUCAAAAUGAGUUGUGCGAGAGUGUUGUACUGGCUACAAAACAGAUCCAAAAGAUUCAUCUUACACAUUAUCAGAGAGUCCAAGGAAUGGUGUAUAAUCUCAAGAAUCCAAUGAUAGCUCCAGAGCAGCGAAAGUUACUUCCAUUUGGAAAUCAUCCAGAAAUGUUGCCCAUGCUGGAACAACAAUUACGCAUGCUUGAGGAGAACAUUCAACGUGAGAACCAAGUAAUCAAUCACAUGGGACAGAUCACUUCACAGAGAGUGAGUUCUACUAAUAUGGCCAAUAUGAUGUCAGCUGGACUGAUACGUGGUCAGCCAGUUAGCUCAGGCAUAAAUUCAGCUACUGCUAAUUAUGUUACAAGACCCACUGCAACUCCUUCCACAUCAAUGAUGAUGCAGCAGCAACAACAAAUUCAGCAGCAACAACAACUGCAACAACAAACACAAAAUCAACCCGAAAAGAAUCCUACAUCAAAUGAUGUGAUCAUGCUUGACUGAGGUGCAUUACUGUAGAGCCCACACAAUCAUGGAAUUCCUGAGAAUGUACAAUGGACAAAUCUUGUAUAACAAAGGAAUAUCAUAGAAUGCACAGCUAUUAUU